CAACGAACAGCCAUAAAACUACUGGCUAUGAUCUCAAAAUCUCAUACAACCUCUGGGGGUACCGAUGAAUAGUUGGAUGGGAAGUAGUUGCCACUGAACGCUCAGAGAGCCCAACAGACAACGUGAAACUAACGAAAAAAAAAUCAGUUUCAACAGAGAAAUCAAACAGCGUAGAAGUUAUGGCCUAAAGACGGCAAGACGUGCGUGUGUGCCAAAGUGAAUCCCCCCUCAGAAAAAAAAACAUAAGUUUUUUGAAAAAAUUCCAAAGAAGUUCCACAACAAAAAAUAGGCAACAAAAAUAGAAUUGGGUAGAAUACCAUCAACAAUAUCAUCGAACGCAAACAUGUCCCAAACGCCAGCAUCCAUCUAUCCCAACAUUGGACCACCGCCACCACCACAAAACACUGUCACCCCCACAGCCACACCACCCUCAGAAGAAGAUGAAAAAUGUGCUAAAAUUAAACGUUUCCUAGGCGGAGCGAUUCUCAUAGCUUUGGUUGUCAUAGCCUGGCAUUUGUAUGAACACUUCACCUAUGAUCCUCUACACAAUGUAACCGAAUCUCCCACUGAGCAUGAAAUCCAUGAAUUCACCCGCAGUCUCUACGAACUGGAACAGCAACACAAUCCGUAUUUGGCGAAAGUGAAUUUUCAGGGAAAAACCAAGGCAUCCUAUCGCGACGAUAGGGCACCACAUCCCCUCUUACAGGUCAAUGAAGAUCUGCUGACCUCCGAAGGUGCUGAAUCUCGCACCAUUGUCUUAAUGCGUCGCUUGUUCGACAACUAUGAACUUGAUACCCAUGCCACGGAACAUGUAACCGAGGAGGAGCAGCAGGAGGAAGAUGAGUUUCUAAGAGCUGUUCUGGAUACGCCGGUCAUGCAGAAAACUAUGAAAUUUUUGGAAUUUAAAGGUGUUGCCACCAACAACAGAGACUCCCAGUUGCGACUCCUCAAGGAUAUGUGGUUUACACAGUAUUCCCGUGGCCAGGGUCGUGUUGGCAGCUCUGGAUUUGAACAUGUCUUCUUGGCCGAGAUCCGUGAUGGCACCAUAUUGGGUUUGCAUAAUUGGGUCUACUUUCAUGAGCAGGAAAAGCUGGGGCAUUUGAACUACAAGGGCCAUAUUGAGAAGCUAAAUCUGGAGAAGGACGGCCACUACCUAAUGGCCCUGCGUUUCAGCUUCCACAACAUCAACAAGUCCUAUAACACCCUGUUUGUGGGCACCUCCCCCGAGCUGGAGCUGAGCCUCUACACCAUGUGUUUCCUGCUGAGUGUGGGCCAACCCUGUGCCGUCCAGUUGGGGCAUGCCAAGUUUAGUAUUAUUACCCAUGCCUGGGAUUGGCAUGGCAAGAAAAUGGUGGCCACCGCCUAUCCAUCGCUGGAAAAAUAAAUGAAUCUCAACUCAGGACCUCACACCCCCCCC
This is a messenger RNA of Musca domestica (house fly), 1417 nucleotides long. Its product is annotated as endoribonuclease CG2145. The record is from RefSeq and is a predicted model, not a curated record. Gene Ontology annotation, molecular function: RNA endonuclease activity. Bases 344 to 1384 code for a protein of 346 amino acids. The transcript is spliced from 6 exons. Lineage: Eukaryota; Metazoa; Arthropoda; Insecta; Diptera; Muscidae.